AUGUCUUGGUUAUUUGGUUAUGGAAAACCUACUGUUACACCUCCGCCCCCUCCAUCUCAGAAGGACCAGAAAAAAAUUGAAGAAGCUGUAUCGAGUUACCGGUUUGAUUCGGCUGCUCUAGAGCGUGCUGCCAAGGCAGCGAGAGAAUUGGAGAAACAUGCGAAGGAGGCGUUUGAACUUUCUCAGAAACAUGAACAGACGUUACAAUUAGAGUACCAAGCCAAGUUGAAGGAAUACGAACUAGGGAUGGAGCAAAUGAAAAUUCAGCAGUAUCGCGCUCAACAAGAAGAACGUAGAAAAACACUGGAACAGGAAGCUCAGAUACAGAAGCAAAGGGCUGACUACCAGGAUAUGCUUGCACGUAAAAGACAAGAGGAUCAAGUGGCUUUGCAGGCCAAAUCUCAAGAAGAUAUUCUCAGAAAGCAAGAAGAAUCAGUCAAAAAACAGGAGGCUAUGCGUAGAAAUACGAUCGAAUAUGAGGCGGAAUUGCGCCACAAAAAUGAAAUGAAACAGAUUGAAGCAAAGUUGCGUGGCGAAGCUCAAGUCGAAAGGGAAAACAGGGAGCUGCGCCUGGAACGGGCUCGACUGGAUGCUCGUGAGCAUCGUCAGACGAUCUUGGAAUCCAUAUCUACCGCGGGAUCCGUUUUGGGCUCAGGGUUCAAUGCAUUUAUUUCAGAAAGAGAUAAGGUGGCCACUGUUGUAGGCUCAUUAACCUUAUUGGCUGGUGGAGUGUAUGGUGCAAAAUAUGGCAUAGGCACGAUGGCGCGUUUAGUCGAGUCGCGCAUUGGGAAACCAUCGCUUGUUCGCGAUACAUCUCGUUUCAACUUCGUCGACGCAAUCAGACACCCAAAACUAUUUAAUCGGCCUUCCGAUCCUCUUUCAGGGAUCAUACUACAUCCUUCGUUGGAAGCUAAACUUCGCAAGGUGGCCAUUGCUACUCGGCACACGAAAGCAAACAACGGAUUUUACCGAAAUGUUUUGAUGGCCGGACCUCCUGGAACAGGAAAGACCAUGUUCGCUAAGAGUUUGGCGAGACACUCCGGUAUGGAUUAUGCCAUCCUGACGGGUGGAGAUAUUGCCCCAAUGGGGAACGAAGGUGUAACCGCUGUUCACAAAGUUUUUGAUUGGGCUGCCACUAGUAAAAAGGGUGUGCUAUUGUUUGUUGAUGAAGCAGACGCAUUUCUGCGUAAACGUGAACAGGAGAGGAUAAGCGAAGGCCUUCGUGCCACUCUGAACGCAUUCCUUUAUCGAACUGGUGAACAUGCGUUUUAUUUGCGACGCAUCUUUGCUAUUCCGAUUGCUGGAACUAUCGGAAAAGGUCCAUUAUAUUUUCUACGUGGUGUAUUAAGUAUUGACCGAACCUGUCAAAAUGUUCGUAAAAGUUCUGGCCUCUGUAUGACUCACUGGCAAACA
Molecule: messenger RNA, 1413 nt
Organism: Echinostoma caproni
Lineage: Eukaryota; Metazoa; Platyhelminthes; Trematoda; Plagiorchiida; Echinostomatidae
Source: the annotation of a GenBank genome assembly